Molecule: messenger RNA, 4808 nt
Organism: Amoebophrya sp. A25
Lineage: Eukaryota; Dinophyceae; Syndiniales; Amoebophryaceae
Source: the annotation of a GenBank genome assembly
UUUUUUAACCACGAUUUAGUGUUUGUACUUAUUUGUAGCUACUACGGUAUGAUAACCUAAGUAAGGAAAACUUGCACCCCGAAGUAUCGGCCUCACUUCGAAGGCCCAUUGCUGGCAAAACUGGCGAGUCACGCGUCCCAUCGCAGGAAAAUCGGUUGCCUUCCAGCUUGUCGUUUGUUUAGGUGCCUGGCCGUUGUGCUUCAGGAUUCUCGCAGGAUAAUUAAAUGUUCGUAUUGCGAGGAAUAUAGACCCAGGCCCCCAAAAAAAAAGGGGGGUAGCGUGACUGAGUGAAUGAAUGAUCAAGACAUUAUUAAGUACAUUCAAUUCAAAGUCAUACGUCUGGGAAAUCUUAGGCAGCUCGCCGAAUAGAUUCAAUUCAUCAUCAAGCACAUUCAAUUCAAAAAGAAGAAGAAGAAGAUACAAGGCAGCUGCGACUAAAAGAAUUAUCGUUGUAAAGUGACCUGCUUAUCGAAUAAGAAUAUUUUAAUGGUCGUUCUUAGGUCAAGAUUCUGACUGUGUUCAGCCUUGCUAGUGAUUUUUUAACGCCGUGCUAACAAAAACAAUAGUCGUCUUUAGAAUUACACUUCAUUUGUAAUCGUCUUUUUCGUAGUCGUACUCGUCAGCGCAAAAUACAUUUUAGUUAAGCUUGGGGAUCUUCCAACCUGGCGUGGCGGACACGAGUUGGCGUUCGCGACUCGAGACACUUCCAUUUUUGUUGAUUCCCUUCCUUUUUCCAUCGAUUUCUCGUUGUUCAUUUUUCAUUGUACGUUGUAAUGGUCAAUCGAAUAGUAGAUCCGAUUAUCGAGUAGGAUUGAUGCGUGUUUUCAUAGUCACGAGUAAGUAUUCAGUAUUCUUGAGUGAGUGAGAGUGAGGUUCGCUCUGAUCUUUUCGGGAGCACAAUUAGUACUUGAGUUGAUCCGAUUCCUCCGUAGGACGUUUUGGUUCGUAAGUUGUAUAUUUAAGAAUCGUGGAUAUUAACAUAUUACCAUCUUCAUCUUCAUACAUUGUCGUAUCCAGAGCUGAGUCUAAUCCAGCUUUUCUGGUCUCCUUUCAUCUUUUCUAAGAGUCAGUCUACCUUUUUUAUCGAUCAAUCUAGAAAGAUUAAGAUUUUUGUUGACUGAGUUUUCGUCAGACGUUUUCCUGCAACGGCAGACAGGUUGAGCAUGUCUCGCGUCUGCUCGUUUUAGAAAGAAAAGUAGUUGUUGAAUAGAGAACUUUGUUUGUUUUACCGAUAUUCGCGUCGCGAUUAAAGGUGCAGGCAAUGUGUAAAGCCGUGGACAGCGACAGACGUAGAAGCCUAUUGUAGAAGUGGGUAUUGCUUGGUCUCAAGAUUGUACAGAGAAGACAUCGCAAAAUAUAGAUUUAGUUGUAGGUCAAAAUAUUCUUACCCAUCUUCGUUGUCAGAAUGAUCUUCAGGAGGGCAUAAUUGCCACUUUUGUUUAUUGAGUUUUCCUUUUCAGAUACAGGUUCGGAUUCCUCUUCUAGAUAUUUUUAACUUUUGACGUGUGUGAGCGGUUGCCGAGGACGUUUUCGUCGGUGACUAGAUAGUUAGUACUAGACUGAUCCCUGCUUACUUUUGUAAAUACUUAGACUUUUCCUCUCGCGAGAACAAUGACAUUGUCUAUGUGUCCUGUGCCCGCGGAAGAGGGCGUUGCCGCGGAAAAGUCCGCGGCCAUGCAAGGAGAAGUGGAAAAGGUGCUGUUGGAUGAGGUGGAUAAAACUGAACCGCAGGACCCCUUGUUGGACUGCGAUCCCAUGUCUCAAGAAAAGACUGCGUCUGCCCUGCCGACCUCGCGUAGCGGGAGUGAGGUCACGACCGAUGGAGGUGCGAUAGCGUCAUGCAGUACUGCAGAGACGAUCCGUCACAAAGAACCGAAGGAUGGCCGUCACGGAGUGUCCACUGUACCAUCAGACUGAUUGGUGGGAGUCUGUUUGUACUUAAGUAGUUGUUUUAACAAGUACAAUGAAUAUGUCCAUGAUCAUGGACGCACUGGAAUGGUUUCGUACGAAGUACACUUUUAGUAAAUCAUGGCGCAGGACGCUUUGUUUAUUAUUUGAUACAAGGAGGGCAUAUGAAUGCAUCGACCUGUCCGCGAGACUAGCUCGAUUCUAUAAUAAGCAGCUGCUGCUCAUUUGACCUUCUCCAUCUAGAAGUUGGUCUCCAACUUCAUAAAUUAAUUGUCGACUUCAUUAUCAACAACUCCUGCAGAUUUUUUGUGGCUAUUUUUAUCGGGAAGACGAUUUCGUGGCCUACAUUCGUCGUGACAAAAUGGCACUGGAAAAGUGCAGCAUCAUUGUUGUUGGCCUCACCGAUCUUCCUCUACUGACCCAGCCGGAUGCAGAGAAGCCGCGAAGCGAGGAGCGAGCAAGUCAGAACGCCCAGACAACAAAAGUUAUGUUUUCUGGUUUCUGCAAUUUCUAUCUCAUGAAGAACUGUUUAUAGUGAAGUUGUUAUUUAAAUGAGACAUUUAGGGCUCUAACUUAUUUUUCGUUCAGCUCUAGCUACUAAAUAUGUAUAUAAAGUCAUCUACCAAUCGUGUUGGGCCGGCGGUGCAUAGUAAGCUAAUUGUUUGAAACGACCAGGGGGAUUGCAUUUAGUAAAAAAGGUUUAGUAUUUUAGGCAACAGGCAGCCACUACUUGUAGUUAUGGAGUUGUGCAAAGACAGUGAACUUCCCCUCCCUGUACCUAGACGUUUCCCCCUUUUCCCUUAUCUGAGGCUCUAUUUACCCCGCGAAUGGGUAAACUACUACUACUGCAUAGUACUAGACAGCAUGAUUACGAUCAGCGCCGACGGAGAAUUUCCUGUAUUGAUUUAGACAAUGAAUUAAUACCAACAACAGAUCAACUUCAACACUUUUCAAACACAUGUGGAUGAAGUUGUAAUGCUUCUAAUUAUGUCGACGAUAGCGCAGUGCGUACGGCUCUCGACGGGCAUCAGAAGGACGAAAAUGGGAAAAGCAAGAUCCGUCCGAGUUGGUAAAACUGAGUGCACCUUUACUGUCCAUUCAAUUAUCCUUUGACCGUUCCCGUCUAGUGGGCGAUCACCAUAUUGUACAUAGUAUUGUUGCAGCGCCUAAUCGUAAUUUGUUUGUUCGUUAGUUUACUCGGGGAUUCUUCAGAACCAGAAGCAUACAUUAAUUGCAGGGUGAAAUGCAGUUUUUCACCUCUCAAUCCAUUGAUGACUUUGCAGGGUCUGCGUGAUGAAAAAGCGGCACGCGCCAUUAACAAUGCUCGUGUACGCACGAGAAGCUGAGGUGCCGCGCAUGUCGGCGAGCGGGCAACAGGAUAUGAAGAUAUCGAAGACUGCCUGUUUCUUCCUAAAGAACAAAAUGUGCGCCCGCACACUUGAAGUCCGGUUUACUCCGGGUCUUCCGGAGGUUGCAGGCAUGGAACCCGCGCGGCGAGGACGCACCCUGAAGGCGAAUGAGAUUUGUUUUUUUUGCGUGAAUAUGGCGUCGCGAUUGCGGACGGUUCGACCCCCAAAGGAGGCCAUUAAGCGGGCAUCCGUGGUGCCUCUCAAUCGCAGCUACACACGACUCAGUGCUGCGGAUUUUGAAGACGAAGAAGAGUCACCCGCCGGGUUCGGGACGGAAGGCCUUGCCAACCUCGGAAAGGCCACCACGGGCACCAAAAGUACAACUCACUACGUACAUGAAUAUGCCGAAUUAUAUGUCAUUUUUUAUACAAGCGGUUCGUUUUUACCUCUAGCGUGUAGCCCUUCCAGCAAUAUAUUAAGAUCAUUGGCUUACAUUUAGGUUUCCUCAGUCACUCUACACGAUCUUCAGGUUGCCUAUUUUUUCAUCUAGUAGUCCUUUCAGGACUGUGGCCAUGUUGCACCUGACUUCUUUAAGGACGCAAUUACGAAAGGGCAUUUAAUUAGAAAGGAUGCAUCAUUUUUAUGAUGCAUGUUCUUCUAUAUUAUAAUUUUUCAUUUCGUUGACCCUAUUUGCAAUGUAUAAUUUUUCAUUUCGUAUGCAUUGCGUAAUGAGUUGAUCUUCACUUUUGCUUUUCUCGAGCACUUCCUUGACUUCUAUCACAGAGAGCGAUUGGGGGAUGUUUGACCGCACCCUGGCUCAGCUACUCGGAGAGUCGGAGCUCAGAGAAUCGGCUGUUUGGAGCGCACAGCAGUUCGUGCAUUUGACACGGGGAAUGUUUAUCUUCGGCGAGUUUCCCCUCACACAGAAUGGGUACACUUUUAUAAAAACAAAUAUAAAUAAAUAUGUAGCUGUACUACUUGUGAGUAUCAAAGGAAGUCAUCUUCAGUUUGGAAUAUGACAAGAAACUUUGGUUAUUGAUUAGUAUCUAAGUAGAUGAAGUCCUCGAUCUUGAACUUGAUUCAAGAUAUCAAAGUAUUUAGGAUAAUUGAAUCACUCACCAUAAUGUCCACCAGUUUAGGUGUCGCAACCUUGGUUUCAUGUGUCAUGUUCUCUGGGUCUUGGGUCUGCCCUAAACUUCAUUCUUCAGCUCGAUGGUAGUUUAGAAAAUGAAUUUCGACGAUCUCUACAACGACAAGAACAACGAACAACAAAAACCGAUUAGAUAUGUGCAGAAAUUCUCCCAGGAGAGUGCUCCGGAAGGCGCUGACGGUAUGCUCCUCCAGUGCCUGAAAUACCCGGGGAAAAGUGGCGACCUGAAAGCAGAUUACGUACCAGGAAUCAUUGUGAAGCGUGACGCGAAAUGUCUUGCGUACAACCAGUGCCUCGCGUCGUGCAGCGGAAUCUUUGAGGUCAAUUUCGCGCCGGGAAGCAUUUUGAGCCACGCAAACACGAUGAUGUUGAAUAUGCCGGGUGAAGCAAUGCGUAAAUGA